Solanum dulcamara is the source of this 2206-nucleotide messenger RNA. RefSeq lists its product as uncharacterized. The coding region runs from base 1 to 2091 and encodes 696 amino acids. The transcript is spliced from 2 exons. NCBI's taxonomy places the organism in Eukaryota, Viridiplantae, Streptophyta, Magnoliopsida, Solanales, Solanaceae. The record is from RefSeq and is a predicted model, not a curated record.
AUGGAAAGAUGGGUAGAGUUUUGGUGUAAGAAAGAUACAAAAUAUAGACAACCCUCACCAAGAAGAGAAAAGAAGUUUGCCCGUCUUACAUCAUCGCAUAACCCAAAUGGCGUAAUUGGUGAAUCUGUUAAUUGGUCUUCUGCUGAAGAAGCUUUAUUUCACAAGUUGGAAGUUAAGAGUCAUAAUAAAAAUGAAACAUACUUGGCAGCCUUUUUAUCUUGCUGGUUGUGUGUAUUUGUGAUUCUUACAAAGGAGGUUGGCUUUAUUCGUCCGGGCGUCUUCAGAAUCGCCUGUCAUUUAGCAUGUGGACAAAGAGUUAGCCUUGUAGUUCCAGUCUUAGCCAGCAUUUACAAAGGUCUAAAUACGAUUUCAAGAUGCUCACGACUUGAUCUCGUUCAAACUUAUUUUCCAAUUCAUUACGUGUAUGGUUGGUUGACCUAUUACUUCAAAACUCAUUACCCAUUAGCAGGUGGACCGGCUAAUCCUUUUAUGGCUUCUUUUUCUGGCGAAGGUACUACCAGGUAUUUUGAAAAAGAGUAUGCAAGAAAGCGUAUACAUGGAGGGGGAACCAUUUCCUGGGAUGCAACAUUGAUCAAAACGCCUAAUGCUCACCACUACCGCGAUGACGGCACUGAAAAAGAAUUUCAAUCGAAUUUCUUUAUGAGCCUUAGCUCAAACUAUCUCACUUUAAGGGAUGAAAAUAUCUUUAUUAUGGAGUCUUAUAGUCCCCAUAGAUUCAGUCGUCAAUUUGGCUUUUUUCAAGAUGCUCCUGAUCGAUUAGAUCAAGAUUUUUGUGAAGCUUCAUUAGUCGAGGGCUUAAGGCUUGCACGAAUUUGUGUGCUGAUAAAAUCUAGGGCAAGAGCAAUAUUUCUUCCUAGUGGGUCCAACUUGAAGAAAUUCUUUUCGCUCAAUUACAAGUCUUGGUGGGAAAAGGUGCAUGAAAAUUUUCUUGAAAAUUAUAUACAGUCCUUGGUGAGUGCUGUUGGUCUGGAUAGUAAUAUUCUUCAAAAGCAAGACGAUGAGGUCUUAAUUGUGAGUCAACCUACUAUUUUGAAAUCUAAAGUUGUUUUUCCAGAUAAGAUCAAGGGAUCUUCCCUUGAGGAAGUUCAAAAAGAAAAGUAUUCAGCUCAAAUUCAAUGGACCUCUCACAAACGUCCAUCUCAAGAUGAAAGUAGUAGCACCCGUAGUGAUCAUUGUUGGAAGCAAUUGAAACUACCUUCUGACACGCCAAACGAUGAUAGUUCACAUCCAGUAGAGAUUUUUCAUAACAAUGUUAGUUCUUCAAAGACUUUGACAGCUAUUAAAGAGGCAAACGAUGUUAGCAUGUUGGAUACUUCUCACCAAAGUAAGCCACAAGAUAGUAAUGAAUCUGUAGAGGGGCCGACUUCAAGAAAAUCAAUUUUGUCACCCAAAUUAGAGCGGGAGGCUACUUUUGUCCCACAUGAAAGGACUACAUCGAAUGUAGAAUAUCCUCCCCAUAAGAAACUGACAAUGUCCGUGUCCAUUUUUGACGGAAAGCAAGUCAUCUCAGAACUUCGAAUGAAUUUUGUCGAAGGAACUUGGAAUAAGAUUCAUUCUAAGCUCGCUGAUCUCACUGCAGAACGUGUUUCUUCUCUUGAGGAUGAGGUCCAAGUAAUUUUUAAGGAUGUAAAUGAAAUGGGGGUGGAUAUUUCUCCUUUGAAGAACUUAUUAGAGUCUCUCUUUGUACUUGCCACCUCCUAUGACCAAGCACAAUCAUCCCUUGCUGAUAAAGCCCUGAAAAUUGAAGAAUCCGUGUCAUAUCUAAAUGCCAAGAAAUACCUUGAUCUUGUCUUGAAUAAAAAGAAUGAGAAAUUCAAAGAGUUGUCUGACAUUUGUCAGUCUCUUAAGGAGGCGAGGAAGAAGGUGAAAGAGUUAAAUGCCCUUCGAGAUGCUGCCAAGAAAGAAGUCGAAGAUGUUGAAUCUAAAGUCUCAACAGCUGAACAAGAGUACAACAGAUGUGUUGAUGUUUCUCUAGCUACUGCAAAUGCCUCAAAUGAUGUGGAAGAUAAGAAGAGAGUUUUAGAGAUUUCUCUUCAAGACUUAACUAAUUAUAAGCUACGUUUAGACUAGCUUAUUAUGAACUAUAUUUAUAUAUUUUUUAAUAUUUUUUUAGCAUUCUGAUUGAUUAGUUGUUACUCUUUUAUAAAUUCUUUUGAUUGCAUUAUAUUGCCCAUUUCUUCAUGUA